This is a messenger RNA of Styela clava, 1715 nucleotides long. Lineage: Eukaryota; Metazoa; Chordata; Ascidiacea; Stolidobranchia; Styelidae. The record is from RefSeq and is a predicted model, not a curated record.
AAGGCGAAUAGAGCCUAAAAAUAUUACAUUAUUAUGUACAGAAGUUAAAAUACUAAUAUAAAGCUCACAUUGAUACACAGCUCAAUUUUUCUUAGUUGAUUUAAACUAAGGUUGAAACAAACGACAUUUGUAAAAUGAGCAACACAGAAAUUCAGGAAUUGGAGCCAAAGAUCCUACAGGUUGAAGCAAAUAUGAACAAUAGCAUUACGAUUUCAAAACGAACAAUUGUUAUUACUUUGCUUAUUGCUGUCUGUGGAAUCUGGUUCAUAGGAUCUUGUUCCCAACAGAUGACUGAACUUUUGAACAAAAUCGAAAAUCUUGAGAAUAAAAUGAAGCAAAAGGACGAAUACAUGGAACAGCGCGAAGAAGAAAAUCGGAAACAGACAACUGUUCUGUUGAACAAAAUUGAAAAGUUGACUUUUGACAACGAAUACUUCAAGGAUACCAUAAGACAAAAAGACAGAGAUAAUGAACAUCUAAAAGGAGAAAUAGGGAGUUUGAAACAAUCGGGUUACAUGGAUUACGUCAGGAAUGUAGGUACAGUGGCUUAUACGUUGGGUGGUUUGGGUGCUUUAUCCUCCUUCGGUCUUCCCGCAAUCGGAGUCAAGUUAGGAGGCGAAGCAGCACUUACCAUAGGAAAGUCCACUCUCCAAAUGAUAGGAAUGGCGUAAUUUUCUCGAUGCUCGACUUACACAUCUUUAUGCUGACUGUCUUUAUUUAGUGUUGUGCCCUAAAACAUAGAUUCUCAAAGUGCUUUAUUCGGAAAACCAAGGAACCCGUGAUGGAAACCUGGGGAUCUGCAAUUUAUUCAAACACAUAUUUAAACACUGACAUGGCUAAUUCAUAUUUAACAACGGCAGAGUCGAAAUGUGGUAACUAGGCGGUAAUACAAAUAUGGCGUUAUCUAUGAGUUCCAAUGAAUGAUGUCAUAUUUCAAUUACAGCCUAGUUGGCUCAUUCCGGCACUAAAUUGUGUAAAUACCAAUGUGUUUUUUGAUAUUAUUUUCAUAACCUCAUUAUAGGUCUCCGUAUAUAAUGGUCAAUCUUUUCACGGACUAUAUAUCAUCAAUAGUUUAAGAACGCCUGACGUAAAAUGUUGGUGUUGAACGUAACUGUGUUAGUAUCGCGAUAUUCAAUCAAAUAAAAUCUGAUUCUUACAGAUAUAAUCAAAAUAUAAUUCAGAAGUUCCCUCAGAUAAGGGGUAUGCAACAGUCCGAUACGCUAAGCCAUUCAUGGCCCAUAUAAACACUCAAAUUUUCCCCAUCUAGCAUAAAUUCUAAUCCGACUGUUCAUGUUUAAAAAUGCGCCCACAUGGAUAAAUAAUUUUGCUCCUUUCGCUGCGUUAAGUUUUUCGCAGUUUUGACCGGCGUCUUUAUUACUGGAAAGCUAAACGAUGGCCGCAUUCUCUUUUCUGUGUGUCUAGCUAAACUCUAAAGUUAGUUAUAUGGCCCAACGACAAAAAUGUUGCACACCCCUGCCUUAGAAGAAUUCAAACAGUCCAAACUGCAAAACCUUGUGUAGCUUUUGUUUGUAAAUGUAACAUCAACCAACCUAUCUGUUUUCUAAUUUUGUUCUGUUAGUCGUUUAACCGUAAUACUAACAUGAUAUGCUUGUGCAAAUUAUAAUGGGAUUUUAUAUCUAGCUUGAAUGGCAAGGUGGUAAUGCUGAAGUUGAUGGUAUUAGUUUGAACCUGUAAUAAAGUUAAUAAUUCAUGUA